GCUAUCCAAGAGUUUUAAAAAAUGAUCUUUUUCCCCUUUGGAGGGGAGGAGUGGUGGAAUAAUUUACAUCUAAGCUUGGUAGGGUGUUAAAGCAGCGACGUAAUUAGUUUUACAUAAACUAUUUGUUAGCUAGAAAACCAAGGGAUAUUAUAAGUUCAAGCCAUGACAAUGUACUGCUUUAACUUAAUAAUAAAAAUUGCCCAAGUGACACUGUGUCUUUGUUGAAUGGAUUUUCUUACACCAUCUGGCUGUCAUUGUCGUUUUUUGUUGUUGCUUUCAUUUGAAAUGUGCUGAUGAUCUUAUUUUUAUUCCGUAGCAUUGAACAGAUGGGUUGAUUAUUCUUUUCAGAUAUUAAUAAGGCAGCGGAAAGAAGAAAAAUGAAUACGGCUCCAUCAAGACCCAGCCCCACACGAAGGGAUCCCUACGGCUUUGGAGACAGUCGAGAUACAAGACGUGAUCGAUCCCCAAUUCGAGGAAGUCCAAGGAGAGAACCGAGGGAUGGCAGAAAUGGCCGAGAUGUCCGGGAUAGCAGAGACAUUCGAGACCCCCGAGAUUUGCGGGAUCACAGAGAUAGCAGAGACAUUCGGGAUCACAGAGACACCAGAAGUAUGCGUGAUGCUCGGGACAUGAGGGAUCUUAGAGACUUUCGUGACCUAAGAGACUCUAGGGAUUUUCGAGAUCACCGAUACCCCAUGUAUGACCGAUAUAGAGACAUGAGAGACUCCCGAGAUACUAUGUACAGGAGAGAAGGCUCUUAUGAUAGAUACCUACGGAUGGAUGACUAUUGCAGGAGAAAGGAUGACUCUUACUUCGAUCGUUACAGAGAUAGCUUUGAUGGACGAGGCCCUCCAGGCCCAGAUAGUCAGUCUCGUGCAAAAGAGCGUUUGAAACGAGAGGAACGGCGUAGAGAAGAGCUUUAUCGUCAGUAUUUUGAAGAAAUCCAGAGACGUUUUGAUGCUGAGCGCCCUGUGGAUUGUUCUGUGAUUGUGGUCAACAAGCAGACUAAAGAUUAUGCUGAAUCUGUGGGGCGAAAGGUGCGAGACCUAGGCAUGGUAGUGGACUUGAUCUUCCUCAACACAGAGGUGUCACUAUCACAAGCCUUGGAGGAUGUUAGCAGAGGAGGGUCUCCUUUCGCUAUUGUCAUCACUCAGCAGCACCAGAUUCACCGCUCCUGUACAGUCAACAUUAUGUUUGGGACUCCACAAGAGCAUCGCAACAUGCCCCAGGCAGAUGCCAUGGUGCUGGUGGCCAGAAAUUAUGAGCGCUAUAAGAAUGAGUGCCGGGAGAAAGAACGUGAGGAUAUUGCCAGACAGGCAGCCAAGAUGGCCGAUGAUGCCAUCCUCCAGGAAAGAGAGCGAGGAGUCCCUGAGGAGGGAGUGCGUGGAGGGCACCCUCCAGCCAUCCAGAGCCUCAUCAACCUGCUGGCAGACAACAGGUACCUCACUGCUGAAGAGACUGACAAGAUCAUCAACUACCUGCGAGAGCGGAAGGAGCGGCUUAUGAGGAGCAGCACCGACUCUCUGCCUGGCCCGAUUUCCCGCCAACCACUCGGGGCGACCUCGGGUGCCUCGCUGAAGACACAACCAAGCUCCCAACCACUCCCAAGCAGCCAAGUGCUCCCCUCUGCUACACCCACUCCAGCUGCACCCCCCACCUCCCAGCAAGAGCUUCAGGCCAAAAUCCUCAGCCUCUUCAAUAGUGGCACGGUCGCGGCCAAUAGCAGCUCUACAUCCCCCUCAGUUGCUGCCGGAAGCACCCCGAACCAGAAUUUUGCCACAUCAGUGAACAGCCAGCCUCAGCAAAGAUCACAGGCCUCUGGCAAUCAGCCUCCAAACAUUUUGGGACAGGCAGGAUCUGCUCAGAACAUGGGCCCCAGGCCUGGGGCUCCUUCCCAAGGGCUCUUUGGCCAGCCUUCCAGUUGCCUCGCACCUGCUGGUAACAUGGCUAGCCAGAGGUCCGUGUCUUCCACAAGUAUCAACUUUGACAAUCCGAGUGUACAGAAGGCUCUGGACACCCUGAUCCAGAGUGGCCCUGCUCUCUCCCACCUGGUUAGCCAGACCACAGCACAGGUGGCAAGGCCCCCAGCGCCCAUGGGAUCGUACCAGAGGCAUUACUGAGGCUACGUUUUUCAACUCUUCCUGGUCCCCUCAUCCCCGGGCCUCCUCCCAUUUAUUUCGUUCUAUGUAGAACUGUUUGGAGGAUGUUCGUCACGCUCUCCGGGUCUACAUUGAAGGUCAUACGUCUCUACCACCUGCUCUCUUCUGCUGAAAGCUAUGUUGCUUAUUCCUUACAGAGUCAGAGUUUAUGCUGCAUUUGAGGUGUAUCUUUCGUUUCUGUUUUUUGGGGUUUUUUGGUAGGAAAUAUCUGGAAUCACUUGAGCAAUACUGGUGUCUGGGCUCAGUUGGUGUUUAAUGGGGUUUCUCUGGUCCCUCUGUCUGCUGGAUUUAGAGGGGAAAAUGAAGAAGCCAGGCCCCAGUUGGCUGUUUGGGUUGGCAUUUGUCAUGGUAAUAGCCACCACCUUUGAUGUUGAACCUUGCCAGACUUCCCAGUUUCUCACAUCAACCAGAACCACGCUCCUGCCUGCAGCCUCUGCCUCCGGCUGCAGAGGGGCAGAUUCAGCUUGGCAGACACAGCGUCGUCUUUGCCCCAGCAUCAUCCUUGCCCCAGCCCACGCGGAUGGGGAGUCUGUUCGAGGAUUCGCAGUUUAACCGCUCUGCUUUGUUGAAGAGUGGCCAUGGCAGCCACAGAAGCAGCAGCUCGUCAGCCCAAGUCCGGGGGGGCUUGUUUUCAUGUCCUUGGAGGAUCUGCAGUGGACUGAACGGCUGUGACCACCAGCACGGUAACACCAGCUGUGGAUCUGGACCCUGCCUCUCAUCCCCGUCAGAUUCUGUCAGCACCUCCCUCUCCAAUGGCGCCCCCAUGGAAG
This is a messenger RNA of Tupaia belangeri chinensis (Chinese tree shrew), 2926 nucleotides long. RefSeq names its product nuclear receptor coactivator 5 (gene NCOA5). Gene Ontology annotation, cellular component: nucleoplasm. Gene Ontology annotation, biological process: regulation of signal transduction. NCBI's taxonomy places the organism in Eukaryota, Metazoa, Chordata, Mammalia, Scandentia, Tupaiidae. The transcript is spliced from 7 exons. Bases 378 to 2117 code for a protein of 579 amino acids. The record is from RefSeq and is a predicted model, not a curated record.